Molecule: messenger RNA, 1242 nt
Organism: Salvia miltiorrhiza (redroot sage)
Lineage: Eukaryota; Viridiplantae; Streptophyta; Magnoliopsida; Lamiales; Lamiaceae
Exons: 1
Coding region: 1-1242 (413 amino acids)
Biological process (GO): regulation of DNA-templated transcription; chloroplast organization
Cellular component (GO): chloroplast
Molecular function (GO): double-stranded DNA binding
Source: RefSeq, a predicted model, not a curated record
AUGAUUGCAACUGCACGCAGGAAUCUCUCCUGUUUAUUUGCAAACCCUAAUUCAUUUCUCUGCAACUCCAAUGCUCAUUUCUUCCCGUCAAUCCAUUUCUUCUCCACUUGGAGGGUGGAAAACCCUAACCCUGAAAUCCACGAUCUAUUGCUCAACAAAUACCAAUUUCAUCCUGUUUUAGCUUCACUAACUUCAUCGGCUUUACCUAAAUCUAGUUGCCCCAUAAGAGCUGAUUCAGUAGUGUCAUUCCUCAAAGAGAAUGGUUUUACGGCUACUCAGCUGCAGAAAGUCGUCGCAUAUUUUGAUUAUCGAGUUCUAGGGUUUACUAUUGAGACCAUGAAUUUCAAAUUCAAUGUAUUCCGAAAUUUAGGCCUUUGCCCCAAGGGGAUUGCCAAGAUAAUAUCCGAAAAUCCGGUUAUUUUACAUUCAAAUUAUGAGAAGAGGAUCAUUCCCAGACUAUCGACGCUGAAGUGCUUGCUGGGAUCCGAUCAUGAUGUGGCCAGACUUUUGAAACGACGCAGCCAUUUUCUGUUAAUCAAUUUGGAGGAAACCUUAUUGCCAAAUAUGGAAAUCUUGAAGAGCUAUAGCAUUCCAAUGGAGCUUAUCCGUCUUCAUUUACUCCAACUUCGCCCGAGAUUUUUCUUGCUCGAUCCGGAUACUGUGCGGAGAUCUGUAGUCUGGACCAUAGAAUUUGGGAUCCCUCAUACUUCAGCUGUUUUUAUCCAAGCUGCGAAUCUUUUUACUCAUACGAGUGAAGAGAUGUGGGAAGUCAAGGCGCAAACUCUCCGCGAUUUGGGAUUUUCUGAUGAUGAUAUACUCACAAUAUUUAAGAAGCAACCAUCAGUUUUUUCACAAUCUGAGGAGAAAAUGAAGGACGUCGUAGAGCAUCUGCUUGCUACCGGUAGGUACAAGAUAUCGAGCAUCGUCACUUGUCCAGUAGCACUCCGGUGCAGUGUGAAGAAGACGCUUGAGCCGCGUCUGCAAAUACUUCGACUUUUGGAAAGUAUGAGUCUGAUUGAAAAGUGGCCAUCUCUUUCCGCAGUUGCUAGAUUACAAGAGGUUAGAUUCUUUGACAGAUUCGUUAAGCCUUAUUGUGAUGAGAUUGGCGAAAGAACACAUCACAACGAUGUAUGUCGAGGACUGAAAGAGGAGAAGCUUUGUAAGCAACGAUCUUCGUCUUUUGCAAUCGGAAGCUCAAGGUUUUGCUCCCUGUCUUGCUGUGAGUUUGAAAGCAUAGUGUGA